Messenger RNA from Cynara cardunculus var. scolymus (artichoke), 1088 nucleotides. RefSeq names its product NDR1/HIN1-like protein 6. The transcript has a single exon. The record is from RefSeq and is a predicted model, not a curated record. The coding region runs from base 125 to 943 and encodes 272 amino acids. Lineage: Eukaryota; Viridiplantae; Streptophyta; Magnoliopsida; Asterales; Asteraceae. Gene Ontology annotation, cellular component: plasma membrane.
ACAUUUCCGUUUUUAUGACCUUCAACCUUUUCUCUUGCUUCCCCUACUUCCAAAUAAUACUCUGUCCUUCCACCACCUCCGCCGCCCUCCUCCACCACAAUCCUUACCGGAAUAACACUACAGAAUGACGGAUAAAGUUUACCCUUCAUCAAAGCCCAAUGCCUCCACUGCCGCCACCAAAAACCCUAAAUUACCACCUCCACCAAUGAAAGCCCAACUUUACAACCAGAACCGCCAUCCCUACCGGCCGAAUCUGACCAGUUAUCACCGGAAGCGCCGCCAUGGAUUGCGUCGGUGCUUCUGCCUAUGUUGCUUCUGGUCAAUCCUUAUCGUAAUCCUCCUCCUCCUCCUCGCCACGAUCUCCGGCUGCGUUCUCUACCUCCUCUAUCAUCCACACCGUCCGACGUUCACGGUUGCCUCACUCAAAAUUUCGCAAUUCAACCUCACCACCGCCACCGACGGUACCACACACCUUACCUCUCAACUUAACCUCACUGUUUCGACAAAAAAUCCGAACAAGAAAAUCGUGUUUCACUAUGAUCCAAUCGCGAUCACUUGCUUAUCUGACGGAACACAGAUCGCAAACGGAUCUUAUGGAAACUCGUUCACCAGCAAUCCGAAUAACAUCACGAUUCUCCGUUCGUCAUUAAGUAGCAACUCUCUGCUGCUUGAAACAGAGACAGUGAAUCAAAUGAGAUCAGAUCUGAAGAAAAAAUCACGAUUGCCAUUGAAAAUAUUGCUUGAUACUGAAGCUACAAUGAAAAUCGAAUCAUUCGAGAGCAAAAAGAUCGGGAUUAGGAUCAAAUGCGAGGGAAUUCAUAGCCUAACUCCAAAAGCUGGUGGUGGAAAAUCCAAUAGUUCAUCGUCAUCAGUAGCUGCUACUGUUUCUGAUGCUAAAUGUGAGGUUGAUCUUCGGAUCAAGAUCUGGAAAUGGAGUUUUUGAAGCUUCUAGUUUCUACAGAAUCUAUAUUUGUUAUUAUAUAUAUUAUUAUUUCGAAAUUCAUGAGUUUGAUUAUUCAUAGUAUUUGUUGAAUGUAAGUGGUGUUCUAAUAUUUUCGUAUAAUAUAUACCAUUAAAUUUACGUUAAA